This is a messenger RNA of Penicillium brevicompactum, 1116 nucleotides long. Its product is annotated as exosome non-catalytic core subunit RRP42. Lineage: Eukaryota; Fungi; Ascomycota; Eurotiomycetes; Eurotiales; Aspergillaceae. The record is from RefSeq and is a predicted model, not a curated record. Gene Ontology annotation, biological process: nuclear mRNA surveillance; exonucleolytic trimming to generate mature 3'-end of 5.8S rRNA from tricistronic rRNA transcript (SSU-rRNA, 5.8S rRNA, LSU-rRNA); U4 snRNA 3'-end processing. The transcript has 2 exons. Gene Ontology annotation, cellular component: nuclear exosome (RNase complex); cytoplasmic exosome (RNase complex). The coding region runs from base 1 to 1116 and encodes 371 amino acids.
AUGUCCAACCAAAGACAAGCCUCAUCCGCCUCCCAAGUCCCCCACCUCUCCCCCGCGGAACUUUCCUACCUCUACACUUCACUCAGCCUCCCUCAGAACCCAAUCCGACCCGAUGGUCGCUCCCCAACACAAUUCCGACCUCUAUCAGCCGAGACCACCGUUCUGCCGGGCGCAAAUGGUAGCGCGCGCAUUGGGUUCGCAGACGGCACUCAGGCAAUCGUCGGUGUCAAAGCCGAGGUUGAGAAGACAGUCCUCGCAGCCGAUACCCUCGACUCACGGAGUUUGGCGCAGCAUGGUGACGCGCUGAACCGCGAGGGCGAGGAAGGCUCUGCUGCUGUCUCCGGGCAAGGCGAGUGGGUUCAGAUGUCCAUUGAGAUUCCCGGGUAUCGAGAUGACGAUGCGCUUCCUAUCUUCUUGGGUGAGAUGAUGCGCGAGAGUCUGGUUGGAUCGGUUGAAAAUAAGGAUGAAAUGGCUGGAGGGUUGAAGGCAAGGCUUGUUAUUAACAAGCGCUGGCAUUGGAGAUUGUAUAUUGAUGUCCUCCUUCUCUCUCAACCCCUCUCCUACCCUCUGCCCCUCCUCUCUCUUACAACCCAUCUCGCUCUCCUCAGCACCAAGCUUCCGAAACUGAAGUCGACGGGCGAAGAAGACCCGUUCUUCGACGACGACUGGGCUGCCGCGGAAUAUCUGUACCCGCGCUCAAAACCUUCGUCUGGUCUUUCCCAUCCUGUCCGGCCGCCUGUGACACUUCUUGUUGUCUCAGUGGGCGAGAAUAUUAUCUUCGAUCCCAACCGCGAGGAGAUCUCAGUCGCAGACGCUGUUCUGGCAAUCUCUAUCAACCGCAGUCAUGACUCUGAUUCUCUGAAGCUGCUUUCUAUUCGCUCUAUUGAUCCGCCCUCUCGUCUAACGCAGCCUGGUAUUCCGGACACUGAGAAUGUGAACAUGUCUGGUGCCAUGUCGGGUGAGAAUCCCAGCCAGGAGGAAGUCAGUGGCGUCUGGAGACCUCGUCGGGGUGGAGUCAAGCGCUCGGUCAUCGCGCGCAUGAUCAAGACGGUUCUUCGAAAGGGAGGCGUUGGUGAGGAGGUUCUUGAAGGCCUUGAGGGCGUGGAAGUACAUUGA